AGUAAAAAGUUCUAGAAUAAAAUUCAAAAAAUUUAUAACAAAUUAAAUUUGCAUUGUCAUUCAUUGGAGCACUCAUACUAUUACAAUGACUUCUACCACGGUUCAGUUUUUAGUUGAAAUGACCUGCGAUUCUUGUGUUGAAUCAGUAAAAAAGGUCCUCGAAAACGUGGAUGGAGUAAAAAUUGUUGAUAUAGACCUUGCUAAGAGCUCUGUGGUUGUAGAAAGCAGCCUUCCAAUCCUGGAUGUUCAGGAAAAAUUAGAAACCACGGGUCGACCCGUUGCAAUCAAAGGAUAUGAUGGAAGUAUGGCUGCUGUAUCAAUCCUUGAAGCAGGAGAUGAAAAAAUUCAAGGAGUAAUUCGUUUUAUACAAGUAAAUCCUAAUACGUGCAUCAUUGACGGCACUAUAGAUGGUCUAAAUCCAGGAAAUCAUAAUAUUGCCAUACAUGAAUGUGGUGAUUUAUCUACAGGUUGUGCUAGUGUAGGAAAAAUGUUUGUUUGUGAUUCUAGAAAUAAGGAUUAUGGAGAUUUAGGUAAAAUAGUUGCAGAAAAAAAUGGAAGAGCAACAUUUAGAAAGGAAAAUAAUAUAGUGAAGCUAGCAGAUGUUAUUGGAAGGUCGCUUGUUGUAUCUUCAAAGUUAAAUGGACUACCACCCAUUUUACUUUCUUGUGGAAUCAUCGCCAGGUCAGCAGGACUUUUUCAAAAUCCAAAAACUAUCUGUGCCUGUGAUGGCACAACCAUUUGGGACGAAGCAUCGAAGCCAAAUUCAAAAUCAAGCUUAUAAACCAUAAAUUAAUUGCUGCAUUCCAUAACUUAAUUUAACUAUAUUUUCCAGGGGGGAUUUAGUUAGUAGGCUUUCAGGAUUUUAAAAUAGUCGAGAAACUAUUUUUUUUAUGUCAUGAGUAAAAACAUGUUAAUGAAU
Molecule: messenger RNA, 919 nt
Organism: Ceutorhynchus assimilis (cabbage seed weevil)
Lineage: Eukaryota; Metazoa; Arthropoda; Insecta; Coleoptera; Curculionidae
Source: the annotation of a GenBank genome assembly